CGUUGGGAUAGGCCAUAACAACCACCCAACAAGGCGUCGUGCUACUAUGGGGAAAUGUCGGACCGAACCGAGAAUAUAAACGGUGUUGGUUUAGUUUAGAGUCCAGAUAAAUGCUGGAAAUUUGCCGGAAAGUCGACGCAAGUGGAAAUGAUCGCAUAUUAGGGAUCAAAUGUGGACCUUGACGUCGAGCCGUGCGUAAUGAGCAGAGUUGGAAAAAAGAAGGUGUUGAGCUGCAUUUUUUUUCUCUCUCUCUGCCUGCCUGCCAGGACAACUUGUGUUGGAGUACUGUCUAAACUACGAGGUGCUACGAAUUAAUAUAAUGUCCACGAAGCUCUCCACUUUCUGUGUGUUGCUGUUUCUCGCCUGUUCUGAUUCCUGUAGUUUCCUGUUGCUCUCCUGACAGUCUGUAAUCAGUCGAAUGGCCUGAUUAACUUCUAUACUGAUUGACCUGAUUGGCAGAAACACUGCCGAGGUAUGGCAGGCUGGGCCCGGGGCUCUGAGGAUCCGUGCCUGAAUCACGACUGAGGAUUGAGAGGAAUAUACGUUGUCUGAGCAGAAUGACUCAGCAGGAGGGGGGACCCCCAAAUAGCAAGUGAAGAGAAGUGAGGAUGGGUGCUAAUGGAUCCAGCUAUCCACACUCAUGCUCCCCACGCAUAGGGGGAAAUUCACAGGCACAGCAAACAUUUAUAGGGACCUCAUCCUUCUCGCAGCACGGAUAUGGCUGGGAGUCAAAGCUAUACAGUUUGGAGCACGGCCAUGAGCGGCCCACAGACAGGAAGAAGAAGAGCCUCGGUCUGGCGACCCUCAAACGGAGGUUCAUCAAAAGGAGGAAGUCCAGCCGCUCAGCAGAUCAUGCGCGGCAGAUGCGGGAGCUUUUGUCAGGGUGGGACGUCCGUGACACAAACGCUCUGGUGGAGGAAUAUGAGGGCACAGCAGCACUCAAGGAGCUAAGCUUCCAAGCCAGCCUCGCACGUGCUGAAGCACCCAGCCUGCAGCGGGAUCUGGCUGCCCUCUACCAGCACAAGUACUGCACAGAUGUGGACCUCAUCUUCCAAGGUACUUGCUUCCCAGCUCACCGGGCCAUCCUGGCUGCCCGCUGCCCCUUUUUCAAGACUCUGCUGUCAACAUCCCCUGGCUAUGGAGCAGAGGUUCUCAUGGACAUUGAGACAGCUGGCAUUGAUGUACCCAUGUUCUCUGCCUUACUUCACUACCUGUACACUGGGGAGUUUGGAGUGGGCGGGGCGGAGGAUACCAGGCUGCAAAACGUGGAUGUACUGGUGCAACUCAGUGAGGAGUUUGGUACACCCAACUCCCUGGAGGCUGAUAUGAAGGGCCUGUUUGACUACAUGUGUUACUACGACGCCCUGCUCAGCUUCUCCUCAGACUCUGAGAUGAUAGAAAGCUGUAAUGAGCGAGGGGCUGUGGCUGCAGCACCAACAGUGUGCUCAGCAGGCCCCGGGACCCCGGACGAGGACCUUAGGGCUCAUAAAGCUAUCCUCUCGGCACGUUCUCCUUUCUUUAGGAACCUUUUGCAGAGGCGCAUCCGCACAGGAGAGGAAAUGACAGAGCGCACAUUGCAGACACCAACCCGCAUAGUGCUGGAUGAGUCCAUUAUCCCACGGAAAUAUGUGCAGGUUAUUCUCCACUGCAUGUACACAGAUGUGGUGGAGCUUGGGCUGGUGCUGCGGGGCAGCCCCUCAGCGGGCAGCCUUGGUGAGGUGCAAGCCCUGGUGUCUGGGGGCCGGGGAGCGAGCACACGCACUGAGGAGGCAAUGGAGCUGUACCACAUCGCUCUAUUCUUGGAGUUCAGUAUGCUUGCGCAAGGCUGUGAGGACAUUGUUGUGGAAAGCCUGUCUCUGGACUCACUCGUCCCCAUUCUGAAGUGGAGCUCCCAGCCGUAUGGCUCCAAGUGGGUCCACAGGCAGGCCAUGCACUUCCUCUGUGAGGAAUUCAGUCAGGUUGUCACUUCAGAUGUUCUCUACGAGCUUGGCAAGGAGCACCUUCUCUGUGCAAUUCAGUCUGAUUACCUUCAGGCGAGUGAACAGGACAUUCUCAAGUAUGUUGUUAAGUGGGGCGAGCAGCAGCUUAUUAAGAGGAUGGCAGACAGGGAACCAAAUCUUUUGAGCGGCACAGCCCACAGUGUAAACAAGAGGGGAGUGAAAAGGAGGGACCUGGAUGUGGAGGAGUUAAAGGAGAUCCUGUCUCCCCUCCUGCCCUUUAUCCGAACUGAGCACAUCUUACCUCCCAACAGUGACGUCCUCGCUGACGCGCUUAAAAGAGGUCUGAUAAGCACCCCUCCCUCAGACAUGCUGCCCACAGCUGAGGGGGGAAAAGCAAAUGCCUGGUUACGGCAGAAGAACGCUGGCAUCUAUGUGCGUCCCCGCCUUUUCUCUCCUUAUGUGGAGGAGGCUAAGUCUGUGCUUGAUGAAAUGAUGGUGGAGCAGACAGACUUGGUGCGUUUGCGAUUAGUGCGCAUGUCAAAUGUCCCAGACACACUCUACAUGGUCAACAACGCUGUGCCUCAGUGCUGUCACAUGAUCAACCACCAGCAAAUGGCAAGCAACUCAACCACAGCUCCAUCGGUUGUGGCCAAUGAAAUUCCAGUGCCUCAGCUGUCUGUGGUAAAGGAGAUGAUCCGGAGGCUGCAGGAACUGAGACACACAGAACAGGUCCAGAGAGCGUAUGCCCUUAACUGUGGUGAAGGUGCCACCGUCAGCUACGAGCUGCAGCUGCGGGUGCUGAGGGAGUUUGGUCUGGCAGACGGAGCCACUGAGCUACUGCAGAACCCGUACAAGUUCUUCCCUGAUGAACGGUUUGGAGAUGAGAGUCCAAUUCUGGCUCUACGCCAGGUGGGUCGGUGUCGGGUAAACAGCAGCCCAGCCAUGGAUAGCAUGUUCACAGAGCUAGAAGGGGUAGUUGGCUUUCACCCUCCCCUACCUCCUCCACCUCCCCCAUACCACCCCCCUGCCACACCCAGCCAUGCUCAGCUCAAGGGUGCCUGGCGUCCUCGUGUGCCCAUGCCAACCCCUACCCGUUCCUUCUCCUAUCCCUGCAACCGCACCCUGAUCCAGCGCCAUGCAGCUGCUAAGCAUGGCAGCUCGGACUACUCCUCUGUGCCCAGGCCCCAGCCCCCAGACUGCACCAACCCGCAGGCUAUGGGCCGAGCUUUGCUUUCUGACCAGCAAGCGAUGAGCAUGGAGCCUGUUAUGAGGGAGUUCAUGCCUGACAUUGCAUUGGGUGUCUCUGUCAUGUCCCUGAGGGAGCAGCACAUGGCAGAGUUGGACAGGGAAGGCCCUCACGGCUCAGUGGGACCCUCAGGCCACCAUCUGCCCCAUGGGCCCUGCCCUUCUGCCCGCCACGGACAUGGACAUGGCCAUGGCCACGGUCCUGGACAUGGCCAUUCAUGCAAGAGACAUGCUCCUGAACCCACGCUGGAGGCUCAAGCCGAAUUCCCUGACCUGUAUGACUUCUCCUGUCGACCUGCAACCCCGACCUCCGCUCACCCUCUACCAUCCUUUGCAGGACCAGACCUCUACAGCCACAGCUGCACUCCCUCCAGCUGUUAUCCACCUCCCUACAUUUCUGAAUCUCAGUCCCAGGGCCGCCAGCAGGGACGGACUGCCCCAGACCCACUACGUCUUGAUGUCCUUAAUAUGACCUCUCAGAGGCAUGAUGGAGUCCUUGCCAGCCCUUCUGGGGCCCAACCUAGGAUGGGACAAAUCCCAAGGGGGCGAUCAAAUGAGACAGAUUUGACUCAUGGCUUAGGACAUUUACGGCCUCCCAGUGGAAACAUGGACAACUAUGAGGAGAGGCACACAGGACCUAGAGAAGCUCCGGAGGAAAUGGUUCUAGCUGGGGAAUCAUUGGGCCCGGGGUCCCUCCAGCAACCUCACAGGAACAGUGUCAGCGAGGAGAUCGCCAGAGACCGCAGGUCACCCAGCAAGCCUGACUACCCUUAUAAGAAAUCUGCACUUUAACCCCAUUUGAGGACCAGGGGUUGAGUUAGGAAAAGGGAAAGCAUGAUGAGUGGCUGUCCAUCACAAUGGAUGGCAAAGCACUAAAUGUGUGUGUGUGCGUGCGUGUGUGUGUGUGUGUUUGAUUGAGAGACGCAGGGUAAAGGGGUGGUCGAUGGUUGCUAUUUAUUGGAUCUGUCCUUUUGUCCUACCUCUUUCACACUGUGCUAUCCAUCACACAGUCAGAGUAUGGAAUGAGUAAGAGCUGUAGGUUAACUGUCUGCUUGUAGUAAUUGAUCGCUGCAAGUCUGCCUCGUCCUGCUGGUUUAGAGGAUGACUCAGGCUCUACUAGGACCGAUUGCUCUCUUGAGUUUGAUUGUAAAGAAAGGGUUUCGCUCUAUGCUGUGUGAGUCCUGCAUGGGGAGGUCACAACACUAGAUGUAGCUCAGUUAUGAACUGACAGUUCAACAAAGAUUACAUUCAUAAGCUCUGUUGUCUCUCGAUUGUUUUAGAAUUGAAUGGGUAGAUGGUGGGAUAGGAAUCUCAAUUUACACAAGCUAACAAUGGUAUACCGUUUGGGAGAGAGAGUGUUGUGAUAAAAUCAUAUGUAAAUACAUCUGACUGGAUUCUUUCCCCCCCCCAUUAUUUGUAUUUCAAUUUUUCCUGUAGCAUGCCUAUAGCAACCCACUUGAGUUAAAGGGCCAAGACUUGGUCACACAAAGCAGGAACUGGAUCUGACAGGAAGUAGGUCAUCAGAGUUUGUCAUUCUUCUUUUACCCAGUCUGAUAAUUGUGUCAGGGUUUACCUAUUACAUGCUUUGAGUGUCUAGCUUGGAGGCAGACGCCUGGUGUUUUCAGAGGGCUAGGGGUGGCAGGAAGGAGCACGAGCAGGCUCAUCACUAGAAUACAGUGAAAAAUAUAGGGGUGCCAUGGCAACUGACGUACAGUGAUCAGAAGGAGUACUCGGGGUUCGUUGGUCUUUCAGCUGAAACAGGUGUGUGUGUGCGCGAGGAUAACUUUGAUACACACAGUUGUGUAGAGACAAUCUCAGUACUGUACACUCCCAUCUUUAGUCAGCUCUCUGUACAUAUCAGAGUCUGAUGAGUUAACCAGUCUUUGCCACAAAGUGUGAUGGUCAGCGAGCUAGAGCCUCCUGUUCUGUUUUUACGCCAAUAGCAUUAAGUAAUCAAAUCUAAAGCCUUAACCAGUGCUUGGAAUAUUCAGUUUUAGCUACCUUUGUUCAAUUAAGUAUGAUGUCAUAUCGCUCCUGUUAAUUGCUUAUUUGACUGUUCUGUUUACUUUGGACACAUUAACUACCCCUUACCUGAAUGCUAACAUGUAUAUACAUCAGGCCUCCAUCACAUCACCCCAUGCGAGAUUGUGGACCUGCAUAGUCAGCGUUGAUAUGAUUUAAAUAUACUGUUUAAGAGCUGCAACAGCUGUAGCUCCAGCACCAUGCAAGUACACAUACAAGCCUGUUACAGCCAACAGCUGGCAUACAACCUCACAUACCAGUAUCAUUGCACUGUAGGAGCCACCGGUAUAUUAGCUGAAGGCAAAAGGAACAAAUUAAUUUUGAACAAAAGGAAUCUUCUAUUGAAGAAAGGUUGGCAAUCGCUGGCUCAUCUCCAAUGAAAUUGUAUAUAAUGAAUUGAGCGCCAUUCUGACACAUUUCUAAUGGUUACUAUCACAUUUUAGUGGUUGUUGAAGGUUUGAGUUUUUACUGUAGUGGACAACACUGUGUACUUGUCUUUGUCAUGAAAUCUCACUAAGAAUGUGUGGUAUAAAACAUAAAGAUUGUGUCUCAAUCUACUUUGUUCCUAAAUGUUACGCAUUAGGGCAGUCUGUUCAAUGUUCUAGGUGGUGUGGAUUACAAUGUUUGUAGAGAUGUUUCUUUUCUUCCCUAUUCUUUACUUUUAAAGUAACAUGAAUAUGUAGAGGAUCUGAAGAUAUUAUUAGCUCUCUGCUUAGCAGUGAUGAAGUUGCCAAGCAGAACAAUAUUUUUUCCAUCUACGUUGCUUCAUGGGGAAAAAAUGCAAAACUCCAGAUUCCUCCAUGUUCAUGUUGGGUAGUUGUUUUAUUUUCCGAGACAAUGAUCCAUUGAAUAAAAGUCCUUGUUUUGCUCUUUGCUGUAGAGAAGUCAGUGCCUUCCCCCGCCUGCGGCUGGGCUUUUAUUGGAGAAGUGACUUUGAUGUCUAUGCAAGCUUUUUUCUACCAGCUUACCAGCCUGCAUCAAACAGUCCUUUGAAAUCUCAUGUAGCUCGUUUUGUGUACAUAGUGUUAUUUAGCACCUUUUGGAAUUGAACCAUCUGAAAUGUGUGAUUGCUUGUGUUGAAUUAUAACAAGUACUUUGUACUUGUAUGGUAUUAUAGAAAACAUGUUUGUAGAUUGAUAUUAAGUUGCAUUUAGUUUCACUGAAUCUAUUUUUCUACUGUCGCCUCAAAAGGUGCAUAACAGUGGUCAACUUGGGCAUCCUCAAAAUAAACUGGUUUGAUAUUAUGGAAUUAA
Messenger RNA from Cyclopterus lumpus (lumpfish), 6460 nucleotides. RefSeq names its product BTB (POZ) domain containing 7 (gene btbd7). Gene Ontology annotation, biological process: morphogenesis of a branching epithelium. The record is from RefSeq and is a predicted model, not a curated record. Bases 609 to 3977 code for a protein of 1122 amino acids. The transcript is spliced from 12 exons. Gene Ontology annotation, molecular function: protein binding. Lineage: Eukaryota; Metazoa; Chordata; Actinopteri; Perciformes; Cyclopteridae.